AUGGCUGGAACAUGGUCGUCCCCUCGUACACCGCCUAAAAAUAAAGGGGCUGGCCCAUUGAGCCUAGAAGGAUUUGUUGAUGACGUGGAUCAUGCACAUAAGGCAACUUGGGACAGUGCAGCCACAUCAAUCUUCCUAGAGUGCGUUAGGGAUGAAAUAUUAGCGGACCGUCGGGUAGGUACAACCAUCACCGUCGUUGGGUAUAAGGAACUUACAAUCAAAUUCGCUAAGCGCACGAGUAGAUGUCAUAAAAUGAAACAGUUAAAGAACAAGUAUGGUAGUUUGAAAAAUGAAUGGCUGACUUCGAACAAGUUAAUGGACAACAGCAAAGGUGUCACCGGCAUUGGGUUUGACAGGGAAAUCGGGUUGUUCACAGCUUCCGAAGAGUGGUUGGAAAGCUUAAAUCAGCAAAUGAAAGAAAUGAGAAAUGUAGAUAGAUCUGAAUCUUCGGAUGCUAGAAUUAACAGGUUAGAAAGAAUGGUUAAAGCCUUAACCGAGUCCUUGAGACAACAACAACAAAGGCAAAUACAUGUACCUGAACCAGCUAAUUGUGAUAUGAUAACACUGACACAGAAAUAUAAUAAGAUGAAGCCACCGGAAUUUCUGGGGGGUAUUCAACCACUGAAAGCCGAGGCUUGGGUUUUAGAAACUAAGAAAAUAUUUAAAGUAUUUCCGUGUACUGAGGCACAAAAAGUUUUGUUCGCGACAUUCACACUUAAAGAAGAAGCUAGGAGAUGGUGGAUGUUAGUACGAAAUGAUAAUGGGGGUAUAACAUGGGACAGAUUUAAAGAAAUUUUCUUUGAAAAAUAUUUUCCCCAAUGCAUCCGAGAUAGGAAGGUAUCCGAAUUUGAACAACUAAAACAAAGCAAUAUGAAUGUAGCCAAAUAUGAAGCAAAAUUUACUGAACUAGCCCGAUGUGCACCACACAUGAUAGACACUAACUACAAAAAGGCUAGAAAAUUUGAAGGUGGGCUUGACCUUGACGUGUUUGAUCGAGUUGGUGUUUUAAAAUUGUCAAAGUAUGUAGAUGUCCUUGACAGAGCACUAAUGUCUGAAGCAAACAUAGCAGCAUUGAAAAUAUCAAAGUCAACAUCAUCAACUGAAUCGGAAGGAAAGAAACAAAAGAAACAGAAAGUUGAAAUGACCAGUAAUUCGAUGACCUCUAUGAAUGAAAAAUCAAAGGCAAGAACUUUUUACAGUGUAAGUCAGGGAAACAAUACGAACAAUGAUAUACCCAUCUGUAAAGAAUGUGGGAAACAACAUUGGGGCAUUUGUCAUUGCCUAUCUGGAGCCUGUUUUAAAUACGGAAAGAGAGGACACUUGGCUAAAUCUUGCCCACGAGCUCAUCCAAACAACACUAGGCCUAAUGUUAGUACGACUAGUUCUAUUCUUGUACCUGGAGACAAGGAAGGGUUUACACCCUAG
Camellia sinensis is the source of this 1425-nucleotide messenger RNA. The record is from RefSeq and is a predicted model, not a curated record. NCBI's taxonomy places the organism in Eukaryota, Viridiplantae, Streptophyta, Magnoliopsida, Ericales, Theaceae.